Messenger RNA from Drosophila busckii, 1549 nucleotides. RefSeq names its product inhibitor of growth protein 5 (gene Ing5). Bases 51 to 917 code for a protein of 288 amino acids. The transcript has 5 exons. The record is from RefSeq and is a predicted model, not a curated record. NCBI's taxonomy places the organism in Eukaryota, Metazoa, Arthropoda, Insecta, Diptera, Drosophilidae. Gene Ontology annotation, cellular component: nucleus. Gene Ontology annotation, biological process: regulation of DNA-templated transcription.
UUUGUUUUUAAAAGAAAUUGUACAAAAUAAAUAUAUAUUUAGCAUUAGAAAUGUCGUCUGCAAUAUAUCUAGAAAACUAUCUAGAUGGUUUGGAGUCACUACCCACGGAGCUGGAGAGGAACUUCAAGCUAAUGCGUAAGCUAGACGACCGAGCACAAACAGCAAUGAAAAGCAUUGACAGUCAUGCAAAGGAUUUCAUGCGCAAGCUCACAUCAAUGAAUGGUUCAAUGGAGGAAGACGAGCGAAAGGAGCGUUUGGAGGAUAUAAAAGUGAUGUUUGGCAAGGCAAAGGAAUACAGCGACGACAAAGUGCAACUGGCCAUACAGACAUAUGAGCUGGUCGAUAAACAGAUACGGCGAUUAGACAAUGAUUUGGCACGAUUUGAGGGCGAGAUACAAGAGAAGGCAUCGUCAACGCGCGCCAAAUCCGAGGAAACGGUGGUCAAGAAAGGAGGUCGGAAAAAGGCUAAGGAUAGUAAGGCGUCAGGUAAAAAGAGAAAAUCUGCCUCCUCGGACGAAGAAACUGGUAGAGGCAAUCAUUCAAACAGCGCCAGUGGGGCUAAUCUUAAUACCAGCAGUAGUGGUGGUCAAGGUAGCAAAAAGAAAAAGUCCAAGGUAAAUCAAGAAAAAGAAACACGCAAGGGGGGCGCACAAAAGAAAGUCGUUGAUCCUGAUGAUUCAGAAAAAGACUCUUGUCAUACGGCUGCAACUCAUCCCAGCGAUGUUAUGGAUAUGCCUGUGGAUCCCAACGAGCCUACCUACUGUCUAUGCCAUCAGGUGUCCUAUGGUGAAAUGAUUGGCUGCGAUAAUCCAGAUUGUCCCAUUGAGUGGUUCCACUUUGCAUGUGUGGGUCUAACAACAAAGCCGAAGGGCAAAUGGUUUUGUCCCAAAUGCACACAGGAUCGCAAAAAGAAGUAAAUCUAUUGUAAUUAUAAUUUACUGUAAGCAACAUUUGUAAUAUAUCAGUGAAUCAGAUAUACAUACAUUCAAUAAUAAUACCAACUAAAUCCGUAUUAAAUAUGACUUUAUUGAUGGUUCAAUUCUUUGUUUAUGUAAAAAUGUGUGCGUGUAUACAUUUGUAUUUUUAAUUAUAUUUUAAACACACUUGGCUGCCGUUUCGUUUUUAUAUAAUAUUAUCUUGUCUUUUACAUACAUAUAGUUCAUUUUAGAAAAGUAGUCUUUGCUUUUAAAACCAUUACCAAAAAUUUUAGCAAUUUAUUACCUAAUUAAUAAUUUGCCAAAUGCAAUAAUUUUAUAGUUUUAACUUAAUAGACUACUUAUUGUAAGUUAACGUAAAAUUCUUUUCUUUUCUGUAAUCGUUUUUCUUUAUAAUUGGUUCUGUGAACAGUUUCAAUGCUAUCUGCGUUGGGUUCCAGAUAAAACUAGGCUUCAAACAAACUAGGAAUAAAUAAGAGUACUAUGAACUAAAUAAGGUUUUGUGAGUUACACUGUGGUUGCUUGUCAACUACGGAAUUCCAUGGGAUGGGGCAUAGUAAUGAACGUAGGAAUUUUUUUAAGUCAAUCGUUAAUCGGUAUGUGCGUUUAGAUUU